Messenger RNA from Ochotona princeps (American pika), 2460 nucleotides. RefSeq names its product discoidin, CUB and LCCL domain containing 1 (gene DCBLD1). The transcript has 14 exons. The coding region runs from base 177 to 2198 and encodes 673 amino acids. NCBI's taxonomy places the organism in Eukaryota, Metazoa, Chordata, Mammalia, Lagomorpha, Ochotonidae. The record is from RefSeq and is a predicted model, not a curated record.
GCCCCCGCCCUGCUGGGCUCAGGGCCGCCCCAAUGGGAUUCGGUGCGGGGCAGCGGCUGCGCCGGCUCCCGGCGGCGCGGCGCUCGGCCGCGGAGGAGGCGGCCCGCUCCGGGUAGCCACGGCGCAGGACCCGUCGAGGGGAGACCGAGCUUGCCAAGCUGACGCCUGGCGAGGCCAUGGAGCCCGGCGCCCGCGGUGCACCGCCGGCGGGGCCCGCCGGCCCGGGCCUCCUGACCUUGCUGCUGGCCGUCUCCGCCCCGCUCCGGCUGCAGGCUGAGGAGCUGGGUGAUGGCUGUGGGCAUGUUGUGAGCUAUCAGGACAGUGGCACAAUGACAUCUAAGAACUAUCCAGGGACUUACCCCAAUCAUACUGUGUGCGAGAAGACAAUCAGAGUCCCAAAGGGAAAGAGACUGAUUCUGAGGUUGGGAGACUUGGAUAUUGAAUCCAAGACCUGUGCUGCUGACUAUCUUCUCUUCACCAGCUCUUCGGGUAAAUACGGUCCAUAUUGCGGAAGUAUGACCGUGCCCAGAGAACUCUUGCUGAACUCCACUGAAGUUACCGUUCGCUUUGCAAGUGGAUCCCAUGUUUCUGGUCGUGGGUUUUUGCUAUCCUAUGCCAGCAGUGACCAUCCAGAUUUAAUAACGUGUUUGGAACGAGCUAACCAUGAUUUGACGACCGAAUACAGCAAAUUCUGCCCGCCUGGUUGUAAAGACAUAGCAGGAGAUGUUUCUGGGAAUAUGGUAGAUGGUUAUAGAGAUACCUCCUUACUGUGCAAAGCCGCCAUCCAUGCAGGAAUCAUUGCGGAUGAACUGGGGGGCCAGAUCAGCGUGCUUCAGCGCAAAGGCUUAAGUCGGUAUGAGGGACUCUUGGCCAACGGUGUGCUCUCAAGAGGGGGUUCCCUGUCAGACAAGCGAUUUCUGUUUACUUCCAAUGCUUGCAGCAGAUCCUUGACCUUGGAAGCUGACAGACAAAUCAGAGCUUCUUCUUCUUGGCAUUGGGCCAAUGAGAUUGGAGAACAAGUUCACUGGUCCCCUGGCCAAGCCCGACUACAGGACCAAGGCCCUUCCUGGGCCUCAGGAGACAGCAGCAGCAACCACAAACAACGAGAGUGGCUGGAGAUCGACUUAGGGGAGAAAAAGAAAAUAACAGGAAUUUGGACCACGGGAUCCACACAGUCAAAUUUUAACUUUUAUGUGAAGAGUUUUGUGAUAAACUUCAAAAACAACAACUCAAAGUGGAGGACCUAUAAAGGAAUAGUGAAUAAUGAGGAAAAGGUGUUUCAGGGUAACUCUAACUUCCGGGACCCUGUGAGGAACAAUUUUAUCCCUCCCAUCGUGGCCAGAUAUGUGCGGGUUGUCCCUCAGACAUGGCACAAGAGGAUAGCCUUGAAAGUGGAACUCAUUGGUUGCCAGAUUGCACAAGGGGGGACCGUCGCCACUGUCGCUGUCCCAUUGGUGCUGCUAGUGGUCCUGCUAUUUACAGGAUUGGGAGUCUUUGCAGCCUUCAGAAAGAGGAAGAAGAAAGGAAAUCCGUAUGGAGCAACUGAAGCUCAGAAACCAGGCUGUUGGAAGCAGAUUAAGUAUCCCUUUGCCAGACAUCAGUCAACUGAAUUUACCAUCAGCUAUGACAAUGAGAAGGAGUUGACGCAAAAGUUAGAUCUCAUCACAAGUGACAUGGCAGAUUACCAACAGCCGCUCAUGAUUGGCACCGGAACAGUCACUAGGAAAGGCUCCACCUUCCGGCCCAUGGACACCGAGGCUGACAAGACAGGGGAAAGCCCUGAAACUGGGAGCCACUACGAUUGCCCUCCUCGUCCUGGCGGGCACGAGUAUGCACUGCCCUUGACGCACACGGAGCCCGAGUACGCCACGCCCAUCGUGGAAAGGCACCUGCUACGGGCUCACACCUUCUCUGCACAGAGCGGAUACCAUGUCCCGGGAUCCGGGCAGGCUCACAAACAUUCCCUCUCUUCUGGUGAAUUUUCCCCCAGCGCUACGACCCGAGACUAUCACAAGCCCCAGAGCCCCACGCCGGCAGACCAGGGCUAUGACAAGCCCAAAGCCAAUAGCGUCUUGGCCUCACAUAGCAGAGACCCAGAUGCUCAGGAGCCGCGGAUGAAUCUGGGAGUGAAUGAUGGUUAUGCAGCUCCCAGAGACUGCCUCCAAGCCCUCCAGGACGCUGCUCCACCUGCUGUUUAGUGAACACAAUGUGAACCUACUGUUGGCCCUCAGUGGCCGUCUGUGAGCUCCUGGAAGAAGAGGCACUGCUGUCCAGGGUGUGUGUGUGUGUGUGUGUGUGUGCGCGCGCGCGCAGAAAGAGUGAAUGAGCGUGCCAAUUCAUAGGAUCCUGGAGAGGACCUCUCCAACUGUUUACAAAAUUGUGCAGCUGAUACUGUCCUGACACAGAGGGCAAGAAUCUGUUGAGUUGUGUUGGACUGGAAGAAUGAAAAUUUUAAACUGG